CAGCAGGGACAACACGACUGGACACCUGACCAGAGGUCUCUCUCUCUCUGUACCUCAGACGCUGCACAACCUGAACUCAAAGCUACCCAACACACAGUGGAGUAAGCUACAACUCUCAAUACAAUUACAAAUUAUCAAUAUUUAUUGAUCGGGAAGUGCUGCGCUGCGUUGGGACAUAGCUGCGUUGGAGAGACGGUUGAUGAUCGAGGUUGGCUAGGUGGAUUUCCUCUGGUUUUCACCCGUCAACGUGGACUACAGCAACAGAGACAAGAUCAAGAUGAACCAGACCAAGGUGGUAGAAGAGGAACUGUAUAACUACUAUGACUACUCAGACUGGUACUCCAACAAUAUGGAACCUACCAGACCUCCAAAAGAAGUUAUUCUCCCGUGUGACCCCACAGCGGAUGACCAGCUUUUUCACAUAUGCAUUGCUUCAGUAUCUCUCGUUGUGGUGCUGAUUCUAGCAGUCCUGAAGAGGAGAAAGAGUCUAUGUGAGGGUUUUGCCAGUGGAUCAACUGGCAUCUCAAGUCCAGUGAACUUCCUGGACCAGACGCAGCACAAAGCCCUCGCAGUGGCUGUGUUUGGGCUGGUCUUCAGCAAGCUGUCUGUAUUGGUCCUGGCUCCAGAUCCCCUGCCCUUCUUCAAAGACACCCCUCAGGAAAUCAAAGGUGUGCAGCUGUGUCCCUGUCCCAUUAAAACCUCUUGAAUGUAAAGUUCUCAUAUUUGGUGACCCUAUUUUAAAAAAUGAUUUUUAUUCAAUUCAGUCUGGUGUGAAAACGGUAGUCCCUAUCUGCAAAGUCUGCCGUCAGCUGAGUAUCUUGGCUCUUGAUCGGUGCCUUCAAAUCUUCGGUGUGACUUACUACCAUAUAUGGGCAUACGAAUUUAUAAGGGCAGGCAGAGCCGAUGACCUCAUUUUCAAGAUGGCUGCUACCUACAAGUUCGGUUAGCGUUGUGAAGCAUAAAGAAAAUAAUCAGGGAAUACGUCGAUAGACACCGAAAGCCGGGACUCCACAGAUCAUGAGGAGGUCUUAUUUGUCUGUCCGUGACCUACCGUUAUCGAUCACCAGCCUACUGCCAUGUUAUCUGGUGAUGUAGGACUUAAUGGCAACAUCCAAUUUCCACCGAGGGACUAUAUCUGUGCACAUCAAAAAUAUGAUGUUGCCUGGUUACGCGCUGUAGGCAUCCAUUACACGGGGGAUUGGCUACUAUGGCACCUUGACAGUAUCGUAGCCAAUGAGAUAAGCUUUCCAGAGAUAUGCAGUUUACCUGAGUGGCACAAAGCAUUGCCUAGAACAUUUUAAGAUCCAACGUGCAAAAACAGAGUAAUAAAAAACUUUCUGACACU
Messenger RNA from Oncorhynchus gorbuscha (pink salmon), 1345 nucleotides. RefSeq names its product receptor for retinol uptake stra6-like. The coding region runs from base 278 to 706 and encodes 142 amino acids. The transcript has 4 exons. Gene Ontology annotation, molecular function: signaling receptor activity; retinol transmembrane transporter activity. Lineage: Eukaryota; Metazoa; Chordata; Actinopteri; Salmoniformes; Salmonidae. The record is from RefSeq and is a predicted model, not a curated record.